Molecule: messenger RNA, 2183 nt
Organism: Venturia canescens
Lineage: Eukaryota; Metazoa; Arthropoda; Insecta; Hymenoptera; Ichneumonidae
Product: lipopolysaccharide-induced tumor necrosis factor-alpha factor homolog
Exons: 4
Coding region: 572-1087 (171 amino acids)
Molecular function (GO): zinc ion binding
Source: RefSeq, a predicted model, not a curated record
UCGGUCGUCGCGUCAGUCCCACACGUGGUGUCGUUGAGAGCGGACGUAAGAAGCGCCGCGUCCCCGAAAGCUAGCGUCUUCGUUUCGGAAAAGAUCUUAAAAAAGUUUCAAGACCUAAAAAACCUUCAAAGGUCCCUAAAGCCUGUAGAGAAUCGUAUUUUAAUCUUUAUUUCUACAAAGAAAUAAAAAACAUAUGCAAAAGUGAACAAAAGUUCGGGAAGUGGCCGCGCACUGCUUUCACUCAAGACGAGUGUGUGUUUACCCCCCCAGUACGUGAAAGUGUGAUGCAGAAAUAAAUACAGUAAAAGGAGGAAGAGAGAGAGAGAGAAAGAAAGAAAAUAAAAUAAGCGGAAAAAACUAGAGAAUUCUUCGCAGAAAUUCUUUUCUUGUCCGUUAACAAAAAAUUUUUUUUUCCUUGUGAAAAUUCGUUUCGACAGCUUCUCCUUUCACCCGGGCUCAAGUGUCGCGUGUUGUUUUUAUUUCACAUCCGAGGAACUUUUUACUUCCGGGACAUUUCGACGAACCCUAAGGGAAAUUUUGCGGCCUGGAAAACCGCGGACGACACCGAAACAUGGAGAAAAGUGCAGCAGGCAUGGACGCUGGGGCGAGUGGACCACCGAUUGCGUCCGCACCGCCUCCCCCCUCGGCCCCGCCCUCUUACGAGGAAGCCGUUGGUUCGAUAGGCAUGAUUAAUCCACACAGAAAUUUGGCUCCAUAUCCAACGGGCCAGCCUGGAAUGCCGACACCUUAUGCACCAGCAGGGAUCGUGCCACCUUCGAUGUCCGAUGCACCGUCAGAUACGUACGCGGUGCAAGCACCAACGAGAACGGAAAUUCGAGUCGUACGUCAACCGGUGCCAUACGCCCUCGGGCCAAAUCCUGUGAAAAUGCAGUGCCCAACUUGCAUGGCGAACGUCAAAACGUCCACCGUUUCACAGAGGCAGCCGAGUGCCCAUAUUUGUUGCAUCAUACUCUGCGUACUUGGAUGUUGUCUGUGCUCUUGUUUGCCGUACUGCAUGAGCGCGUUCUUGACGGUGCAUCACUAUUGUCCGAGCUGCUCAGUCUACAUUGGUACGUGGAAGGGUUGAUGGGUUUAAGUUUCCAUUCCUCCCCUCGUUCCCUCUUGCCCAAGUUUUUUCCAAGGGUUUCUUUAGGUCUCGGAAGCUAAAAAUUCGGGCGAUUCGUCCAAGUUUGCAUUUAACUGAAUAUCUGACAAGAGAAGCUCCGUAGAGUUUCCAAUUCUUCCGAAAAAUCUCGUUUUCCAUGAGCUUUGAGUACAGAACGAGACGUUAGUAAAUUCGAGCUCCUGGCUCCACGUUUUUUUUUCUUAUACUUUCCCAUUUAUUUUCAUACGAUUUUACAUUAUUUUACGAUCGAGUUAGGCCGAUCCUCUCGUCAUUGAUGAUUCCAUCAAGUGCACAAAGAGUCAGUGAUUAUUGAAAAACUUAACGAAUCAUCGGGAAGUAAGAAUAAAUCUAAAAAUUUCAGAAAUCCUUAAGAUUCUUUGAUUCGGCUCGUGCUUUAAGCAAAGGAACUAUCUCCAUUUUCCUUCUCGUUAUUCCGUCUUCGCAUUUCUAUCCAUUACGUUAAUGGAUCGACAAAUAUUAGUCUUCGUACGAUGUGUAGAUUUUUUCAAAGUCUGUAUAAUAAUAAUACGAUAAUAAUUAUAAUAAUAAGAUAAAUAAACAACAAAAACAAUAUAUGUUAUAUAUUAAAUAAAAACGCUACAAAUAUAUAUAUAUACACACACAUAUAUAUAUUUUUAAUAAAAAAAAUGCAUUCUUUCAUUCCCUCUGUGUCUAUAAAACAAAACAAAAAAAAAAACGAAUAAGCGUCAAAAAUGUGUGCGAAAAAAUGCAACAUUUUUUGAUGAAAUUUAAAAAUAAAUAGUUCAUAUUUUUUGAAUGCGUUGAGAUACAGAAUUCGAAGAGAUCGCGAUCGAAUGAAAAAAUAAAAAAUACGUCAACUUGCAGUAUUCUCUGAACUCCUGUAAUUAUUUAAUUAUUAAUUAAAUGAAUUUGGAAAGGUAUCGAAAACAGCUGAAAAACACUGUCGCUCCUGUAAAGACUGUGGCAGCGACUCGUUACGCACAAAUGUAAUUGCUCUGUGAGUCGCCGCCGCGACUCUGGAUGUACACAAAACGUAUGUAUUAAAAAUGGAGGAUAAAAGCUUAUGGAAUAAUGA